Topomyia yanbarensis is the source of this 1906-nucleotide messenger RNA. RefSeq lists its product as uncharacterized. The transcript has 5 exons. The record is from RefSeq and is a predicted model, not a curated record. The coding region runs from base 258 to 845 and encodes 195 amino acids. Lineage: Eukaryota; Metazoa; Arthropoda; Insecta; Diptera; Culicidae.
CUUUCAUACUCUUUAUUAUGCUGAUUGUGUUUCACACUUGGCGGUAUAUUAUGUGCAGAAUUUCACUAGAUGGCCACGUGCGCAACAACCGCAGUCAUCUGCUACGUACCAGUUCACCAGGAACAUGAUCAUCGAUCGCAGUCAUCGUUCGUAGUUUGAACAGAUCGAAUGUUCGUUCUUCUGUUAGAUCUUGACCACUUCGGAAGUGGGCCGGUGUGAUUCUGUCUAUCCUAAAUUCUAAUAAAAAAAAGUGUGCAAUGCACCCAAUAUUCGGCCGAUACAUCAAAGCCCAUGGAUUCGCUAUUGCCAUCGCUGCUCUCACCUUCGGGUGCAUCUUCGCAUCGGACAUCAUGCUGGCGAAGAAUGGUCUGAAGCAAGCACGCCCGCUGGAUGACAUCGCAGCUGAUCGAACCACCGACGCCGCCCCCGCCGCCGCCACCGUCACCACUCGCGAGACUUACUUUCGAGUGCGUCCCUUAGGACAGCUGAUUUUCUCGUUGGUGUGGGUACUGGCUGGGACAAUAUUCCUCAUCGGGUUGCUGUUCGAGAAGAAGGAAACGAUUUUUCCGUUCGCGACCAUUUUCUCCAUCGAUUGGAGUGUUAUUCUGAUUCAGUACCUGACCAGGCUGGAGCGAAAAAGCUUCCAACAGCUGAUCCUGUCACCGGAUGCCGUCGUGUUAGUUGUAAUCCCCUUGUACGUUGGGUUCACCUUGGCAGUGUUGUACAAACUGUUCGACAGCCGACAGUCAGGAAUGGAAAACUUGGCCUUUGACGACUUGGAGAACGGUCAGAAACCGGUCAAAUUUUCGCUGGGAGAAGAAUUCGACGACUCCUGGAUAAGCUAACUCGACGUGGUGUUGCUUCACAAUCGCACUUAAAAAGACCAUAGCAACCAGUAUUAAAUCUUCAAUCAUUUUGUAAAUACGAUUCUUCCGAAAAUAAAAAAAAAAUUAACAACACAAAACAAUUGCUGUUUAAAAAGAUUUCGGUACAAAGAAACAAAUUCCCUUACAACAAUGCUGCUGAUCUCAUUGACGUAUUCCGAGCAACGAUCAACCAAUCGGCCAAUACUAUUAUCUCGAUGUCAGUUCGUCUGGCUCCCUCCCGUCCGUUCCAGCUGCUUCAGCUAGUGGCAAGAAGAAACAACAAACUGGACUGAUAAGGAGUUCAAUUUUCCUACACAAGAACAAAAUCAACUUGUGAUUUGAUGAACAUGCGACUGAGCCCUAGAGCAUCAGUUGAUCUGCGCAGCCAACGGUGAUUACAUCGGUACAGUUCGAUUCAAUUGAAAAUGGAGCAAAAAUUGAUCCGAUUCAUCAAAUUUCAUGGCUACCUGUUCUUCGGUUGUGCUCUGUUCUUCGCUCUUCGAGAGUUGUGGCUACUCACGAUAAAUUCACUGUUCUCGAACCGUCGCUUUUGGAUCAAUGAACAAGAAUCUCUCACCCGUAGUUACCCGACGGUUCGGUGGAUUUUCGCCCUACUCUGGCUAGUGGCUCUGGCGGUCAUGUACACCGGUAUGCGGUGGGAGGAACCUGAGUACCUUCGACCGGCCAAAUAUUUGUUUUCGAUUGAGAUUCUGAUCGUACUGGUACAGGAUUUCGUUCGUUCCAUCAACAAUGAGCCGAACGAACGACUGAUCCUGAAUGCGGAGUAUUUAUUUUUCUUCAGCGCGAUCGUCAUCUAUGUGCUGUAUACGUUUCAAACGCUGGGUUCGUUGUUCAAUAACCGCACGGCUACUAUCGUGAACAGUCCAAGCAAGGUGCACAUAGUCUGCUGUGAGAGUUCGGCACUGUGAGUUGAUUAGGAUGCGGUUGUUGAGGUUAUCCAAAUCUGGAAGACUUUUUUUUUUAUUUAUAUUUUUAUAUGUUAGAUAAUUUAAUACAUACAUUAACCACAUUAAGGGUAA